Molecule: messenger RNA, 2166 nt
Organism: Stereum hirsutum FP-91666 SS1
Lineage: Eukaryota; Fungi; Basidiomycota; Agaricomycetes; Russulales; Stereaceae
Exons: 1
Coding region: 129-1118 (329 amino acids)
Cellular component (GO): nucleus
Molecular function (GO): RNA polymerase II transcription regulatory region sequence-specific DNA binding; DNA-binding transcription factor activity, RNA polymerase II-specific
Source: RefSeq, a predicted model, not a curated record
UACGUCCUGCGCCAGUCGCAGCCCCUUCAGACUCGCCCUCCCUCCUCUCCUACAAAGCCCUCCUCUCCGCAACACAUCACCCUCCUUUCUCUCCACGUAUCCUCUUGGCGUCUUCACAACACCCAACAAUGCCUCGUAACGACAAGUCUUCACCCGCUUCGCUCUCCCUCCCUUCUCCCUCCCAGUCUCCCGAAUCUUCCACCCAACCCCUUACCCCAUCCGCAUCAUCCUCUUCUGCAAAGUCUAGACCACACCCUACCAGCGAUGGCCCUCCCCGCAAACGCUCUCGUACUGAACUCACCCCCGACGAGCGCAAGGAGGCCCGCGCACACCGUAACAGGAUCGCAGCCCAGAACAGCCGUGACAGGCGUAAAGCCCAAUUUGUCGCCCUCGAAGAGCGCAUUGCUCAACUCGAGGGAGAGAACCGCACUCUGCGCGCUAGCAUGGGCUUGACCGCCCUUCGGGAUACCGAAGAGCAGAGGGCCGCCGCCCACGCCCGCGAUCGUGAGAACCAGGAGCUCAAAGAGCGCAUUCGCACCCUUGAGAGCGGAUGGGAAGCCAUCGUCAAGGUAUUGCAGGUUCACGGUCUCCCUGCCGGUAUCCCCGGCCUGCCACCUGCACCCACCGCCUCAGUUCAGGAGCCCAUCACUCCGCGCCCUGAGGAGCCUCGCUCAUGCUCCACUUCCUCGUCGACCUCGUCUUCCUCAUCGACGACGCCACCACCCAACAACAACCCCACCACGUUCCCCGUCCUCGUCCCACCUUCGCCCGUAUUCCCGCUCUCACCAGCCCAAUCCCAUUCGUCCUACAGCUCAAGCAUGUUUGAAGAACCCGAAUCCACUCGCCACCUAGCACGGGUGGCGUCCAUCGACGAGGUCUCCAAGACCUCCUCGGUGCCCCAGCAGCGGGUGGAUUCGACCCCUCUGAACAACAUGCCACGUUCCAAGACGUUUUGGACCUCGGCUCGUUCGGCGAAUUUGACGCGGCUCCUUCGUCGCCCAUCGAUGAAGCCGCAAUGGAUGAUCUAUUCCGCGAGAUUCUCGCACCAUCCCCCGCGGUGCCCUCAGCAGCGCUUCCUGCUGCUCCGUCGUCGUCCGCUUCCACCGCGCAGGCGGUGAGCGAUUCCGACAUGUCGACGAUGGUGCCGGUGGUGCAGGGAGUCGAGACUGCGGUGGACCGGGGUUAUGAGGUGGCACAAGGGGUGGAGAUGGGUUUGGGACUGGGAAUAGACUUGCAGGCUGAGAUGGAGAUGCAGAGGCUGCUUGAGCUGUUACCGACCGUUGGUGCUGGCCCGGAUGGGUUCCCUAUGGAUAUCGGUCUGGGAUUCGAGGAUAUUCAGGGGGGGAUGCCGUCCGCGCUCGAUCUGGAUAUCGGCGCUUGGGAGAUGGGGGCGUCGAAUUCUACAUCGCAGCCGGUGUUCUAAAUGCCGCAUCAUCAAAACGGAAGGGGUCACAGUCGCAUCGUAUAUAUAGCAGUUUUCCUCUUGUUUUCUCACUGGUUCAUCGGACUUCUCUCCUAUCCUAGCAGUCUGCAUUUUAUGUUGUUGUUUCCCACAUCUCAAUUAUCUCGUCUCGAUUCUUCGUUCUUACCUAUUUAACUUGUAUGCCUUCGGUUUUUAGUUCGUUCAUCGUCGUCUCGGAUCUUUUCUCUCAUCUCUUAGCACCAUAAAGGUCAUCACGAACGUCCAUAUACAUUCCUUACCAUACCUUUCUCGAUUCACACCUUUCACUCCUCGUCUUCCUUCGUACCUACGAACCUUACAACUCCACAUCAUUCCUCCCAUCUCAUCUUCCGAUUCCUUCCCUACCUUUCCGCGACAUUCUCUCCGGCUCCAAGCCUUCUUCCCGCUGUUUCUCCCAUCCGCAUUCGUCUUCGUGUUCAUCGCCUCGUCUCCAUACGUUUCUCCCCUUCGGGGUCCGACGAAAUGUGUGGGGAUUGGUGGAUGCGGGGCGGUGUGUGUGGUGAGCGUGGGUUUCUGGGUUAUUUGGUGUUUGUGGGUCUGUUGGUGUUUAGGCCGGGCUUGGGCUCUCGGUUGUUACGUUCAUCUUCUUGGGGGAUUAUUGGUUUUUUGGUUGGCGGUUUUUGGGUAUGUUGGUGGAUAGGGUGGUUGGGUCGUGGUCGUGUGGGGGUUUGGGAUCGAAUGAAUGGAACAUUUUUGGUGAUCGG